Thermothelomyces thermophilus ATCC 42464 is the source of this 3043-nucleotide messenger RNA. RefSeq lists its product as uncharacterized. The transcript is spliced from 4 exons. NCBI's taxonomy places the organism in Eukaryota, Fungi, Ascomycota, Sordariomycetes, Sordariales, Chaetomiaceae. The coding region runs from base 267 to 2813 and encodes 848 amino acids. The record is from RefSeq and is a predicted model, not a curated record.
UUGAGAUCUCCUUUCCAACAUCGUCUCGAGUCCAGCAGGCGCAAAGCUUCAAUCGCCUAGUCACCAAUUGAGGAGAGCUUCCUUGAUCAUUAGCUAGCUCUGCCACGUCUCUUCCAACACGCGCUGUCACCGCAGCGGAAAAAGGGCCUCUGGCGACACCUUUCGACCGACCAGGAACGCGCCCGCAUCAUACACCCGACUGCUCCCCAUCGCGACCGGAGACGUACCCCCCGAGGGAGCGACGCGCUUCCGACAACUGCGUUGGCAUGGAACCCACCGACAGAUACUUCAUUUUUGAAAAUCGCCUCGACUCGUUUCGAGUCCCCCAAGUUGUUUCAUCCAAGGGCAAGGCUGCAAAGACGCUUGCCUGGCCACACAAGACUCUCUCACCAGUCGCUCUUGCGAAAGCCGGUUUCUUUUACGAGCCGCACCUCAAGAGUCCCGACAAUGUGGUGUGCUUUUUGUGCGAGAAGUCGCUCGAUGGGUGGGAAGAGAAUGACAACCCGGUGGGGGAGCACCUGAAGCAUUCGCCAACUUGCGGCUGGGCGAUUAUGGCGGCAAUCGAGGCCGGAUAUGGGAAUUAUGGGAAAUUACACCCCCUCGACCCUGCCAUGGUGGAAGCGCGGAAGGCGACAUUCGCCGGCAGGUGGCCGUACGAGUCGAAGAAGGGUUUCAAAUGCAAGACGAAGAAGCUGGUCGAGGGUGGUUGGAAGUACACCCCGUCGCUCGAGGCUGAUGACAUGACGACCUGUGCUUACUGCGAUCUCGCGCUCGAGGGUUGGGAAUCCGACGACAAUCCAUUUGACGAGCACUACAAACGCAAACCGGACUGUCUCUUCUUUGCACUCAUCAAUCAGUAUCCCGCCCCAAAGAAAGGAAGGGGGAGGGCAGCUAGAAGCUCCAAACCCUCUCGACUCUCAGUACAGUCUGUUGCCACCGUUGCAACAACAGUGUCGGAUCUCACCUCUACGGCCGACAUCUCUGCCGACCACGACGACAGUGUUAUGACCACUGCAUCUACAAUGACACAAGGAGGGAGAAAAACAGCGAAGGGGCGCAAACCUGUUACUGGCAAGGGACGAAAGACCAAGGCAAAGAAAGAAGAGGCCGUCGAUAUCUUGGAGGAUGGAGGACAGGAGCUCCAACAACAAAGUGGUGCAAGAGGCCACAAGCGUGCCAGCGACGCUAUGGAGGACCCGUCCGUUGUCAAUGCGGAGGCGCCAGCUUCCAAGAAGCGAGCCACGAAGGCAAGGGCAAGCAUGGCUGUCAAUACCUCGUCGAUUAUUGACGCCGAUAUGGGCGAUGCCCUUCCUGCUAAGCAACCGGCUUCGAGGAAGAGAGCCUCGGCUUCAACAGCGAAAACUAAGCGGAUGACUUCGCGGGCAUCCAUUACGUCCCAAGCAUCAACCGCAUCCCUACGCGCUCAGAUGCCCGAUGACGACGAGCUCGAGCGCCAACUUGAAGCCGACUUGGAACGCUACAACAGCGAUGCCGAUGGGAUCUCCGUGGAACAAAUCCCUCCGCCGGCUAGGGGACGGCCCAAGAAGGCCACCACCGCACGCAAAGUCAGUGUUCAGAAGAAGAAGAAAGCCGAACAUGAUUCUCGCGCCAUGCUUGACCCAACGCCAAUGGUACCAAAUGACGCCGAGAUUGAGGCCGACUUUGAGGCGAUACAGGCUGGGAUGGAAGUGGAGCAAAUCGCAGCUGCAGGGACUCUCGCGGUACCAAAGAAGGGCCGCAAAGCCGGGACCCGAAAGGUCUCGAGACAGAUUAGCAAGGUGAAGGAGCCCGUACCUCCCUCCGAACCAGCUGAGGCGGAAGAAGUACGAGCUCUUGAACAAGCUCAGGCUAGGGAUAUUGACGCCCCACAACCGCAACCGGACGUGGAGAUGGUGCCGGCAGAGGAUCCCGAUGUCAGUACAGAGACCGUGCUGACGAAGCCUGUCGCUCCCCCCAGCAACGAGAAGCGAAGGCGAGGGCGGCCAUCCAAGAAGUCAACAGCCUCACAGGCCUCCGUUGAAGAUCUAGCGCCGCGCCCGUCCAUGGAGGCGUCCGGGAAGGUCGCAGCCACACAGCCUCGAGAGUCUAUACCCGCGCCAACGGACCCGCCAGAUGCCAUCUUCAGGAAGCUAGCUCCUGACUCUUCCCUGAACUCGGCUCGGAGCCAACUUCCCGCCUCAGUCCCGGCAACAACAACGACGCCGCAGAAAUCUUCCAAGACUCUUCCAGCACCGCCUUCAUCUUCUAGCCGCCUUCCGCAACCCCCCUCGACUCCCCGAACCCGCCCCAGCCUCUCGGCGCGCUCCAACAACCAAACUACCGGCACAACCCGCACCCGGUCCUCCCCCCAAUCCUCCGACGCCGAGAAUCAACCCCCGACCUCCCUCCAGCCAGCAGCGAGCGUGCUCCCAAAGCGCGUCGUCCUCGCCCCGCUCGACACCGCCGUCGCCCAGACCCCCAACCGCAACUCCCCAUCCAGGCGCAACAUCAUAUCUGGCCUGCAAAGCAGCCACCCCUGGGAGCCGGCCGAUUUGGACUUGCUCUUCUCGUCCUCGCCCGUCAGGAGCCCCCACGAUGGCGAGGAUGACAAGGAAAACGGCCAUAGCGGCCAACGGGGCGUCGCGAAGCUGCUGCGGAAGGGUGCCGAGCUGACUAGUCCUGAGAAGCGCAUGACGGUGGAGGAGUGGAUCUAUCAUAAUGCCGGGCUGGCGGAGCAGAAGCUGAAGCGGGAAUGCGAAGCGAUGGUGGCGGCAUUCGAGGCCGAGGGCAUGAGGGCGUUGAAGGUUCUGGAGGGGCUUGUUGUUGAAGCAUAGAGUUGGCUCGACUGUCAGACAUGGAGGGCGGCAUAAGUCGAGGUGUGGGGAGAUGGAGGUCAUUGUCAAAGGGUGCCUUGUCGAGUGUGUUAUUACCAAAUCUGCCAUAGGGUUUUGUUGUGCUACUGUGAUAGGGUUGCUGGGUACUCGGUUUGUUGGUGUUGGAUUUGCUGCUCUUGGUCUAAUCGAGCUUCGUUCUUGAGCCGCUCUCUUUCCCACGUUAUCCCCGA